AUGCACCUGUCAUUUCGAGCCAAGUGCAUUGCCGGACACUCGUGUCUUCAUCCCACUUUUGCAAGGGAAGAUCCGAUACACACCUGCCUUCCCUUCCUCAUCAUCGGAACGCUGCCGACAUUGUUCCCAUACCUCGUACCGACGAUGAUGAUCGACAACGACAAGCCGUUGGCGGCAGAGAUGCUGCCCAGCUACUCUCCGUCGGCGUCCAACCGCAGGCCACGCCUGUCGCUUUCAUUGCGAUCGUCUUUCCUUUCCCUGCUGGGCUUUGUCACGCUCGUAUAUUACCUCGGCAUCUUUGCCACCUACAGCGGCACUCAGCAUCACGUCUAUCAGCCUUCGCCUCAUCCUCAUGUUCAGUCGGUCUUUUCUGCAUCCCUGGCAAAAUGCGAGGCGAUUUUUGCGCCUGCGGGCCCUCCUGCGGACUUCCACAGGAGGAAACGCUCGGAACGAGCCGAGCCCAACGUCCAAGAUGUGGUGAUUCGCAACGCUACGCUCUGGACUGGAAAUCAGCACGGUCAUGAGGUGCUUGCCGAACGCGACGUCUUGCUCUCUAACGGCAUCAUCAAGCGCAUUGCUCACACCCGGGAGAACGAGUUUCUCGGGCACGGCACCAAGGUCGACAAGAUCAAGGUCAUCGAUGCUGCCGGACGAUGGGUCACGCCCGGUCUCGUAGACAUGCAUGUGCAUCUCUCUGUCGGCCCCGUCACGGCUCUUGCCGGUGACCAAGAUGUGAACAGCAUCGGCAAGAACAUCAACCCUUACCUUCGCACCGUCGACGCCAUGAAUCAGCACGAUGCCUCCUUCCGCAAGUCGCUCGCUGGAGGCAUCACCGCCGGUCUUGUCCUCCCUGGUUCGGCCAACUCGAUGGGUGGACAGGCUUUCCCAAUCAAGUUUCGACAGCCGUCUUCGCAUCUCCCGCAGGAUCGCCUGAUCGAGCCGCCUACGUCUCUCGCCCGCUUGGGUCAGGGCAAAGGCAGCUCGUCUCAACACUCUCUUCUGCAACACGAUGUAGAAACUGGCUUGCACCGAAACGACAGCAGCUCGAGCUGGCGCUACAUGAAGAUGGCCUGCGGUGAAAACGCACGUCGAGUCUACAAGAUCACUCGAAUGGACGAAGCGUGGGACUUUAGGAGGACAUUCAGCGCUGCCAAGGCCCUCAAGAACAAGCAGGAUGCCUUCUGUGAUUCUGCCAAAUCCUUCGCCUCGCUUCACGGGUCCCAUGCUUCUCCUUCGACCCUAGCAGAGGCCGAGUUCCCGGACGACCUCGAGCUCGAAGCGCUCGUCGCCCUUCUCCGCGGCAAGGUCAAGCUCAACACCCACUGCUACACCCAAGUCGACUUCGAGGCGUUCGUACGUCACUCGAACGAAUUCGAGUUCUCCGUCGCCGCGUUCCACCACGCACACGAAUCCUACCUCGUUCCGGACCUGCUCAAACAGACUUACGGAAACGUCACCCCUGCCAUCGCCAUCUUCAGCACCAAUGCGAACUACAAGCUCGAAGCGUACUUCGGCACACCGUUCGCAGGCGCCAUCCUGGCGUCUCACAACAUCACGCCCGUGUAUAAAUCCGAUCAUCCGGUGACCGACUCGAGACGUAUCUUGAACCAGGCGGCUCAGGCACACCACUUUGGGUUGGCAGAAACGGAUGCGUUGAGGAGCGUCAUUUCGGCACCGGCGGAGAGGUUGGGGUUGGAUCAUAGGCUGGGGUACAUCAGGCAGGGGUGGGAUGCGGAUGUGGUGGUGUGGAAUACGCAUCCGUUGAGGAUGGGUGCGACGCCGGUCGAGGUGGUGAUUGAUGGUGUGCCGCAGCUCGGACCGCACGCUCCUGUUCCUAGCCCUGAUCUGCCCAAGAGCGAAGAAGAGCUCAAUAGCGAGAAGCACGAGACGCACCCGCCAGCACUUGCUGCUCCCAAAGGUGGAAACUUUAGCUCGGAUAUCGAAAAAGUCAAGAGCACCUACGACUCGAUCAUCACGUUUGACUCGCUCGCUUUCCCCUCCGCUAAACCCCCCACACCCAACUGCACCGCGUUCGUCAACGUCGGCCAACGGUUCUUCCGCUCUCGCGACGAACAGCGUAUCUCCACCGAGACAUUCUCCUCCUCCUCUGGCACGAUCGUCGUGGCUGACGGUAAAGUGCUGUGCAGUGGCGAAGCCUGCUCGUCCACCGUCUGUCCCUCUUCCUCCAUCCAAACCAUCGAUGCGCACGGCGGUGUAGUUCUUCCCGGUCUCACGUCUUUCGGCUCCAACCUCGGUCUGACGGACAUCGUCUUCGAAGCAGACACAUCCGACGGCUACACCCUCGACCCCACCACCUCAUCCAACCCGAUCCUCCAGACCCCCGAAUACCUUCGCACCUGGUCCACCGCACGAGCCGUCGACGGCCUGCAGUUCAACGGACACGACCUCCUCCGAGCUCGCGCAUCCGGCGUCACCAAAGCCAUCGUCUUCCCUCAGAGCGACACGUUCUUCUCCGGCAUCUCGGUCAAGUUCGACACGGGUGCGCAGACUGUCCUCUCGCCAGGCGCGGUGGAGGUGGAGGAAGUUGCGGUUCACGUGACCCUGGUUCACAACCGUGAAGGCUUCAGUAUCAGCGAACAGAUCGGAUUGUUGCGGAAAUUGCUUUCCGGUGACAACGAGGAGAACGACGUUUGGAGUCGAGUUGCAGGGGGGGAACUUCCUCUGGUGGUGACGGCGUUGCGUGCGGAUCAUAUCUCUCAACUUCUGAGGUUGAGCGAUUCCUUCCCGAACGUCAAAAUCGUCAUCUCCGGCGCUGCUGAAGCCCACCUAGUAGCGGAAGAGAUCGCAAAGCGAAACGUGCCCGUCCUGUUGAUCCCCCAAACCUGGCCUAGAACAUUCGACGAACUGCGCGGUCUAUCCGGUCCCCCCCUGACACGCGAAACGACCCUAUCGAGUCUCAUCAAAGCGGGCGUCAAGGUCGGCUUGAAGAUCGAAGAAGCGUGGAUGGCAAGCAACCUCCUCUGGGACUCGACUAGAGCUGCACUCGAGACGAACGGGCUGUUGGGCAAGAAGGAGGUGCUCGAGUUGGUAAGCACCGCGUUGGACGACGUGCUGGGCAUCGAGAAGGGUGACACGGAGGAGGGAGAGGAGGAGUUUGUGGUGUACGACGGAAACCCGUUCGAGUACGGAGCCAAGGUGAUCGCUGUGCACUCGAAGCGAGGGACCGAGGUUGUCGAGGUGUAA
Molecule: messenger RNA, 3204 nt
Organism: Pseudozyma hubeiensis SY62
Lineage: Eukaryota; Fungi; Basidiomycota; Ustilaginomycetes; Ustilaginales; Ustilaginaceae
Product: carbohydrate esterase
Exons: 1
Coding region: 1-3204 (1067 amino acids)
Biological process (GO): purine nucleobase catabolic process
Cellular component (GO): cytoplasm
Molecular function (GO): allantoinase activity
Source: RefSeq, a predicted model, not a curated record